Messenger RNA from Dreissena polymorpha, 1401 nucleotides. RefSeq names its product multiple epidermal growth factor-like domains protein 10. Gene Ontology annotation, molecular function: scavenger receptor activity. The transcript has 4 exons. NCBI's taxonomy places the organism in Eukaryota, Metazoa, Mollusca, Bivalvia, Myida, Dreissenidae. The record is from RefSeq and is a predicted model, not a curated record. Bases 1 to 1401 code for a protein of 466 amino acids.
AUGGCGACGAUUUAUAUUAUUGGCAGUGUGAUUAUUUGUGGAACCAUCGCUGUGCAAGCUGGAAAAUAUGGAGCAACAUGCAAUAUUCAUUGUAACACAGUCUGCAGCGAUGGAUCGUGUGACAUUCAUACUGGUCUGUGUACGAAAUCAUGCUCUGUUAACUGUCAUGAUUGUGUGGACGGAGACAAGUGCACGAGUUGUGUCAGCGGAUAUUAUGGAACAAAAUGUGAAAGGCAAUGUCCAGUCAAUUGUCAACAAGGUUGUUACCUAAAUACAGGUUUGUGUACAUCCUGUAGGUCGGGAUUUUUUGGUGCUUCAUGUGCUAAUUCUUGUGGAACUGGGUGCAACCAUAGAAUAUGUGAUUGGAACACAGGCCAGUGUCAGUGUAAAGACGGGCACUAUUCAUUGUAUUGCAAUAUGGCUUGCUCUGGUAAGUGUCAAGAUGUGUGUGAUAAAACGAGUGGCAUGUGCCGAUGUCUACCCGGAUUCUAUGGACAACAUUGUCACAGCCCUUGUUGGAGUCGGUGUGCUGAAUGUACAAACUCAACGUCCUGCUCUGUGUGUCCAGCUGGAAAAUAUGGACCAAUUUGCAAUAUUGAUUGUAAUACAACCUGCAGCGAUGGAUCGUGUGACAUACAUACUGGUCUGUGUACGAAAUCAUGCCCUGUCAACUGUCAUGAUUGUGUGGAUGGAGACAAGUGCACGAGUUGUGUCAGCGGAUAUUAUGGGACAAAGUGUGAAAAGCCGUGUCCUUCACAUUGUCUAGAUAAUAUAUGUGGUAAAACAAAUGGUCAUUGCCACGACUGUAUUCAUGGAUACUCUGGAGUGAUGUGCAACGUUUCUCUAUGUCCUGAUAAUUGUUUGAGUUGUAUCGGCUUUCAGUGCAAUACCACAGGUAGUAAAUGUACUAGUGAAGGUUUGUGCAUUAACGGAUGUGUAACAGACUUCAUAGGACCGUCAUGUGACAGAACGUGCCCCACACACUGUGCACCUGUGCUGAAUGGUAGCAGGUGCUCUAGCGACGGAGUAUGUCACAAUGGAUGUGUGCUUCAUUAUUACGGCAGUUGGUGUGAGAACGCGUGUCCAGCACAGUGUCUAUCGGUUGGUACGGGAAACAGAUGCGUUGACAAUGGUACAUGUAGAGCAGGCUGUAUUGCAGGGUACUCGGGAGAAAGAUGCGAGCACCGGGCUGACGCAUUCCUCCCGGACGACAGUAAAUCUGCCAGUACAGCUGGAAUGGUGGCUGGUUCGUUUUUUGGUGGGGUGGCCCUUACAAUUGCAUGUGGGGUGAUCGCGCUCGUAGUGUGGAUGAAAAGUCCAGUACAUGAGUUCAGUCCACGAGUCCAGUCCAUGAGUCCAGUCCACGAGUCCAGUCCAGUCCAGUCCAUGAGUCCAGUCUAG